Molecule: messenger RNA, 906 nt
Organism: Penicillium nucicola
Lineage: Eukaryota; Fungi; Ascomycota; Eurotiomycetes; Eurotiales; Aspergillaceae
Product: oxidase ustYa family protein
Exons: 4
Coding region: 1-906 (301 amino acids)
Biological process (GO): mycotoxin biosynthetic process
Source: RefSeq, a predicted model, not a curated record
AUGUUUCGAAACAACUCUGAUAAAGAGGAUUUCUCCCGAGAGUCUGGCGAGCAUCUAUUAGCAGAAGAAGAGGGCACACAUUGGAGCGGUGGUGAUGAACCAUCUUCGGAUACUUGCAAAGCUGUGGCUAUUAUCUUGCUCCAAACUUGUGUUUUGGUGUUCAUGUUUCUUGUGGGAUGUGUAUUCGGUUUCUACUGGCGUGGAGACUUGAACAGCCUAUGCAGUCGACAUGUAUCUCAAUACUCUACUGUGAUGAAGGAGGUUGGGAUUGAGUAUAGUCUACAAGAGUUCAAUGGAUCGCUGUUGAAGGAGAAUGUCUUCAGACAGAAUGCCGGCCCAGAGGUUGAUGCAGCAUGGGAAUCACUAGGUGUCAACUGUAUGUUACAAAAAUCUAUCUCUUCUCGAACUCAGCUCACUGACGGUGUUACUCAAGAUCGAGGUAUCAGAGUACCAGCAGAAGAUGCCGAACAGUCUGGUCUUGCCACCGACCAGGUCAAGAUCAAAGAGAAGUAUGGCGGAGGGUUCCCAGCGAACGUGGAAGGAUUACACCACCUUCACUGCCUAAAUCUUCUUCGUCAAUCCCUCUAUUACAAUUAUGACUACUAUCACGAAAAGGGCGAGGGGCCCUUUGUCAAUAACGACUAUAUUGUUCGUCGACACGUUUCCCAUUGCCUUGAUAUUAUUCGACAAGAACUUAUGUGCACAGUUGAUAGUGGAGUGCUGGGCCAAAUCUGGAUUUACCCUGAGAACCCCGAGCCCUACGUCGACUUCAACACCCAACACCGCUGCAAGAACUUCGAUGCCGUCCGAAGCUGGGCAGAGGCUAACCAGCUACCCGGGGACCUACCUGAGGACUUCCUAGAGCCACCAGCCGAGGGAGAUCGAAUCUAUGCUAAGAUGCCAUGA